AUGGCGUCGGGUACGUCUGGCAUAGAGCAUUCAGCUGGUCGAUAUCCGUCUCUACUUUGGCAGACAGCGCUGUUUGAUUGGCUACUGCACAAGCUAUCGACCGGAGACGCUUUCAAUCGACCCAACGGGUGGUGCGAGGACAGGCGGAUUUGUACCAGGCGAUAUACACAAGCGAAUCUGAUCGGCUUCGUCACUGGCUUCCUUCAGCCAUAUUCCCUCGUCCAUGCGCAGUCGCUCUAUCACCUUGGCGGUCAUAUCGCAGGAGUUGAAUAG
Molecule: messenger RNA, 273 nt
Organism: Protopolystoma xenopodis
Lineage: Eukaryota; Metazoa; Platyhelminthes; Monogenea; Polystomatidea; Polystomatidae
Source: the annotation of a GenBank genome assembly